Molecule: messenger RNA, 2340 nt
Organism: Cuscuta epithymum
Lineage: Eukaryota; Viridiplantae; Streptophyta; Magnoliopsida; Solanales; Convolvulaceae
Source: the annotation of a GenBank genome assembly
CGGGCAAGAAGCAAUCCUCUGCUGUGAAACUGCCGCAAGAAGUGUGGGUAAAUUCUAGGCCUUGACGAAGAAGAAGAAGAAUUCUGGAAGAAGAUAAGGACUGAGCUUGGCCUGAUUCGAGGUGAGAACCAGUUUGAAGUCUUCGACUUUCACUUCCCCAGACCUCGACUUCAUUGUACUUCAGAGAUCAUCUCCCCUUCAUAUGAGCUUAAUUAGUUUAACCGCCUCUACUUUUUUUGGAAGAUACAGCUGGCCAAAUAAUACAAAUAAAAUUGGAAAGAGAUAUAUGUCAUCGAAGAGUAUAUAAAAGACCGCCCCAAGAAGCCAAAUAAUUUGGAGCUUGGAGUUUAUUAGCAUGGGAAUGUCAGCUGUUAGUACUGCUAGUGUAGGGAUGAAGUUAUGCAUGUUUGAUUUGAGAAGGGGACAGCAUGAAGGGCAGGAGCUGGACAAAAUCUUGUUCUUCUAUCCUGCUGAUUGUCCCUUUUCCUACCAGCUCUCUGUUAUUGGCUUAAGUGAAGGCCUCAUAACGUUUACAAGAAUUUUCUCCCCAGAGAAACCAUGCGAGACUAUAGAAGCAGAGAUGCACUCUCAUGUAUUUUAUGAGGCAGAGCCAGAUAUCUGGAUGGUUAUGGUGGUCGAGAAAAGCAGGGAGUUAGAAAGCAUUCGGCGCAUUGAUGGAAUACAAAGAGUUCUUAUGGAACUUCACACCCUUUUUGUGAUGUUUCAUGGAUCUGUAAGAGCAUUGCUAGACAAAGAACCAAGCGGAGAACUAGUCAGGACCCACUUGUAUUACUUCCUCAUAGAUUAUUUAAAUGAUUUUCUUGUUGGCAAGAGGCUUCAGUUGCCAAAUUUUCGUGAUUCCCUGAAGGAACGAGGUACUGUACAUAUGUUGACUAUUGGGAGGGAGGCCGCUCUUGAAGUUCAGUCACUGGUCAGGGUGUUGGAAUCUUGUGCUGAGAACACGAAUUGCUAUUCGCUGAUCAUGUACCAGGACCUGCUGGUGUCAACAACACUUUCUAAGGAUGACUUAGUAAAUAUAUUUACCUAUGCUGUCUUGAGGCUGACUCCAAAUGCUUUGUCUUCUGGACUGCGCUCCUGGUCUUAUUUACGAAACGGAAAUGCUUCAUCUAAUAACUCUGGAGGUUCUUUGUUGGGAAGCUCUAGUUUUAUACCUGAUCAGCAUAAUGCCUCCUCACACAAUAGUUCUCCACACAGUUAUCAUGUUGUGAGGCCCUUACAGCCUGACAAGUGGUCGAAGGGGAAAGAUGGGUUUCUUGUAACUGACCUUUGGGGAGCUGAAGUUGCUCGCACAUCAGAUUUUGCUACCCCAACUGUUUGGAUUAAGCAGACAGGUGAAAGAGCAUAUCUUUGUGCUUAUCAGCAUAAGAGCCUAACUAUCGUGCUUCUCAUUCCUUUUGCAUCUGUGCUCAAUGGGGAGCGGGGGGUUUCCGAGGUGAAGCAGAACAUUUUAGAACAAGCAUCAGCUAAGGCAAUCAAAGUUGAAGAAAAACUAUCAAGAGGUUGGGGUGGGGAGAAUGCAUACCACGUGAGUGGGUACCGCUAUUUGCUGGUGGACAGCGAUCGAUGUAUCUCAAGAGCUUCACCUCCGGAAAAAGUAUCAACUCUGACUAAGGACUCUUUAAUUGCAAUGACCAAGCUCCGGGAAGAGGUUGAUCUGGAAAGAAACAGAUCAAAGUGUGAGGGUCCAAGCAAUGAAAAGGACGAGGAAAUAUGUAUCAGAGCCAAAAACACGGCAUGGGUAAUUGCUAGGUUAACACGAGGGAUGGAACUUUACAUGGUCCUUGAAAAGGCCAAUGAGACUCUUCUCUAUGCCAACGAUGCUGUUGAGAAAUUCAGUGACAGGUAUUGCAAUGGAGCUUUUUCCUUGGACUGAGUGUGUGAGUGUACACGCACUAGCCUUCCCAAGCGUGUUGCCUGAAGUUUGGUGCCCAAUAGUAUUGCUUGAGAACAGAAUAUGCACUUAUUCAUAGAAAGCGUUUUAGUCAUAGAUGUUGAAGUGGUAGUAGAGGUAAUGGUGUUUCCAAGGAAGCAACGGUUGUUGAGAAAUCAAAUAAGCACUGUCGAAAAUGCCACCAUGAAAGUAUUACAUCUUUUUUACCCAUACAUUAAUUGCGCAAAGUUAUUCAUCCAUUAGUCAUAGGAUAUUUAUGAAGAGUCUGGUGGUUUUUGUUCGACAUUGGAGUCAUCAAGCUGUAACAUUAGCACUUGGUCACUAGGUUGGCUGCCAACCUAAUUAUAUCAUGUUCUGAAGUUUUAUAAACUUACGCUAAUUAAGAGAUAAUAAUUGUUGAAUCAUUAUGAAACACGAAUUAAUGUCUA